CGGGUACCUGGGCCUAGCAAGCUCUAGGAGUCUAGACUAUCAAUACUAGUUUUCUAGCUUACCCGGUAGUAUGCCGUAAGACGAUCCCCGGCCCGAAUCAAUCAAUGCGAUGCUCGAUAGCAACACCCGGACUCGGAGGCUAGCAGCCAAAGCAUGGAUUAGUGAGCAUUAUAUUAAAGAGACCAGCGGGGACAUUCGAGAAAAGAAGUGGCACGGCGUUUCAUCGCAUGGCUCAUGGCAUUGGUGCUCGCGCGUUCGGCGAUGUACUCCAUAUCCAAGACCAUGAGCAUUCUCAUUUGCAGUUUAAACGAAUACCAGUAUAUACCUUGACGUAAACAACAAUCAUGAAUUGGAUUCGGAAAAGUGUAGGAACGGCCCUGGUGGUUGUUGGUGGAGGCGGCGCCUACUUGACUAUGACGACGAACUUGAUAUCAACACUACCGGCAGACGACGAUGUAUGGUCCAGCAGGAGUUUUGUUCAUUUGAAUCGUCAUCGUAACCCGACGAUUCAGGAUUAUGCUUGGAAGCGUCUACCUCUAUCUAAAGUCAGACCUGAUCUUGGGGACGACGAAGAAGCUAUAGCAACUGAGUUUUGUCGUGGGGUAUGGGCUGGAUACGCAUACGUACCACAGCGCAUUCUCACAACGCUUUCUUUAAAAGGUCCCAAGACGAUAGAUCAACUCUUCGACCGACAACAAUUGGCAUCGUCUGAAUACGAGCUCGGGGCACGCUUUUCAGACCAGUUCGAAGUAGUAGAGAGGACAAGCAAUUCCGUCACAAUAAGAGCGGGAGGGUCACCACUCGAGCCCGGUCCACGCGAAUUCGACGGGAUACUCAUCUUGAGCGCUAAAGUGAAUAGGGAAGACAGGACGGUUGAAGUCGGUAUAAAGACGGCAUUCUUUAAUGGCAUGGCGCCCGUACGCGAUGGGAAAAUGCCAUCCCCUUUCGUUGUCGAAUUGCUUCAUCGAUACUAUGCCCGGGCGUUGGUGGAUAGCGGAGCACGAAGGCUGAUGCGAUCAAGUCCGUGACAUGCCUGGAUAUUUACAAGUUCUGAAUGAUUAACUCGCUUACAUCGUGUACGAAGUAUUGAAUAACGAAAUUCUCAACUCAGAUUUUUGAAUGAAGAUGAAUGAGGGAUACAAAGAAAAGGGGUAAACAAUGAUUCGAAGAGUGAAAGAACCUUAUGGCGAAACGGACAUAAGAUGAUGAUUAGCUUUUCUUUUUUUUAAAAAAUAAAUGAAUUAUCGAUUAAUUAAUAG
This is a messenger RNA of Daldinia vernicosa, 1259 nucleotides long. RefSeq lists its product as uncharacterized. The transcript has 3 exons. The record is from RefSeq and is a predicted model, not a curated record. The coding region runs from base 345 to 1028 and encodes 227 amino acids. NCBI's taxonomy places the organism in Eukaryota, Fungi, Ascomycota, Sordariomycetes, Xylariales, Hypoxylaceae.